Molecule: messenger RNA, 4233 nt
Organism: Athene cunicularia (burrowing owl)
Lineage: Eukaryota; Metazoa; Chordata; Aves; Strigiformes; Strigidae
Gene: HIP1R
Product: huntingtin interacting protein 1 related
Exons: 32
Coding region: 16-3135 (1039 amino acids)
Biological process (GO): endocytosis; clathrin coat assembly; actin filament organization
Cellular component (GO): clathrin-coated vesicle; actin cortical patch
Molecular function (GO): clathrin light chain binding; actin filament binding; phosphatidylinositol-3,5-bisphosphate binding
Source: RefSeq, a predicted model, not a curated record
AGAAGCUUUAUCCUAAUGUGGUUUCCCAUAGCUGUGCUUCAGGCCAUCAGCAUCAGCAAAGCCAUAAAUACACAAGAAGCACCGGUGAAGGAGAAACAUGCCCGCCGGAUCAUCCUGGGGACACACCAUGAGAAGGGAGCGUUCACCUUCUGGUCCUACGCCAUCGGGCUGCCCCUGCCCAGCAGUGCCAUCCUCAGCUGGAAGUUCUGCCAUGUCCUGCACAAGGUCCUGCGCGACGGCCACCCCAACGUCCUCCAGGACUGCCAGAGGUACCGCAGCAACAUCCGAGAGACAGGAGACCUGUGGGGCCAUUUGCACGACAGGUACGGGCAGCUGGUGAGCAUCUACACGCGGCUCCUCCUCACCAAGAUCUCCUUCCAUGCCAAGCAUCCUGAGUUCCCCCCGAGCCUCGAAGUGUCGGAUGAAGUGCUGGAAAAGACCGCAGGGACGGACGUGAACAACAUCUUCCAGCUGACAGUUGAGCUGUUCGACUACCUGGACUGCGAACUGAAGCUGUCGGAGUCAGUUUUCAGGCAGCUCAACACCUCGAUGGCGGUCUCGCAGAUGUCGGCGGUGCAGUGCCGCCUGGCCCCCCUCAUCCAGGUCAUCCAGGACUGCAGCCACCUCUACCACUACUCUGUCAAGUUAAUGUUCAAGCUGCAUUCCUGUCUGCCAGCCGACACGCUGCAGGGCCACCGAGACCGUUUCCACGAGCAGUUUCGCAGCCUCAAAAACUUCUUUAAGAAAGCAUCUGACAUGCUGUAUUUCAAGCGGCUCAUCCAGAUCCCUCGGCUGCCGGAGAGCCCCCCAAACUUCUUGCGGGCGUCUGCGCUGGCUGAGCACGUGAAGCCGGUGGUUGUCAUCCCUGAGGAAGCCCCCGAGGACGAGGAGCCAGAAAACCUCAUCGAGAUCAGCACAGCUUCUACCACAGAGCCACAGAUCACCUCAGAUAUAUUUGAGCAAACUUUUGGGCCACCCAACGGCAUUCGGGAUGACAGGGAUGCACAGAUCGAGAGCCUGAAAAAGGAGGUGGACAUGCUCCGUGCAGAGAUGGACAAGAUUAAACUGGAGGCGCAGCGGUACAUCACACAGCUCAAGGCGCAGGUGAACAGCCUGGAGGGGGAAGUGGAGGAGCAGCGCAAGCAGAAGCAGAAGGCGCUGGUGGACAAUGAGCAGCUGCGGGAUGAGCUGGAGAGGCUGCAGAGAGCGAAGCAGGACAGUGACAGGUCCCAGCGGCUCUGCGCCGAAGCGGAAAAGAAAGCCAACGCCACUGAGAUCCGCUACACGAAGCUGAAGGAGAAGCACAGCGAGCUCAUCAACACGCACGCCGAGCUCCUGAGGAAGAACGCCGACACCGCCAAGCAGCUGACGGUCACGCAGCAGAGCCAGGAGGAGGUGGCGCGUGUCAAGGAGCAGCUGGCGUUUCAGGUGGAGCAGGUCAAGCGAGAGGCCGAGAUUAAGCUGGAGGACCAGAGCGUGCAGAUGGAGCAGCUGCGGCAGGAGCUGGACGCCCGGCGGGACGAGCUGGACCAGGCGCAGCGCUCGCUCAGCCACGUCAAGCAGGCAGGUGCGGAGCUCAGCGCCCAGGUGGAGGCCCUGCACGCUGAGAAGGAGGUGCUGAGGCGGUCGCUGAGUGAGAAGGAGUGUGAGCUGCUCUCCACACGUGGCCUGGUCGAGGAGAAGGAGCUGCAGCUGAGCCAGGAGGCGGACAAGGCCACGAGGGAGAUCCGUGAUCUCCAGGGCAGGCUCCUGGAGAAGAGCAACCAGGAGAAGAGCCUGCAGCAGAAGCUGCUGGAUGAGCAGUUCAGCAUCCUGCAGGAGACGGUGCGGGAGGCCGAGGACAUCCUCCGGGACGCUGUGGCCAAGCUGGACGACCCGCUGCACGUCCGCUGCACCAGCUCCCCAGAUUACCUGCUCAGCCGGGCACAGGCGGCGCUGGAGUCCACGGACGCCCUGGAGAACGGGCACGCGCAGUACGUGGCCUCCAUGGCAGCAGAUGCUGCGGGGCUGGUGGGGGCUCUGGCCCUCUUCGCACACCUGACGGCCGACACUAUUGUGAACGGCAGCGCCACGUCCCACCUGGCUCCCACCGACCACGCUGACCGGCUGACGGAGACGUGUCGGGACUGUGGGCAGCAGAGCCUGGACUAUUUGGGCAAGCUGAAGGACAAGCAGACGCUGGGGUGUGCUGAGCUGGGGGACGUGCGGCGGGCGCUGCGGGGGGUCCUGCAGCUGGCCCAGGAGCUGAGGCCUAAGAGCUUGGACAUCAAGCAAGAAGAGCUGGGGGACAUGGUUGAGAAGGAGAUGGCCUCCACCUCAGAGGCGAUUGAGGACGCUGUCAGGCGGAUAGAGGAGAUGAUGAGCCAGGCCAGAAGUGAGAGCUCCGGUGUUAAGCUUGAAGUGAACGAGCGGAUUCUGAACUCCUGCACGGACCUAAUGAAGGCUAUUAGACUUCUUGUAACAACAUCUACAAACUUACAGAAGGAGAUAGUAGAAAGUGGCCGGGGGGCAGCAACAACUCAGGAGUUUUAUGCCAAGAACUCCCGCUGGACCGAAGGGCUGAUCUCUGCCUCCAAGGCGGUGGGCUGGGGAGCCACGCAGCUCGUGGAGUCGGCAGACAGAGUUGUCCUGCAUACGGGCAAAUACGAAGAACUGAUCGUCUGCUCCCACGAAAUCGCCGCCAGCACAGCGCAGCUGGUGGCUGCCUCCAAGGUGAAAGCUGAGAAGAGCAGCAGGAACCUGGGCCGGCUCCAGGAGUGCUCACGAAAUGUCAAUGAGAUGGCAGCCAACGUGGUGGCUUCCACCAAGUCAGGGCAAGAGCAGAUCGAGGAGAAAGACACCAUGGACUUUUCAGGCAUGUCCCUCAUCAAGCUGAAGAAGGAAGAGAUGGAAACACAGGUGAAGGUGCUGGAGCUGGAGAAGCGUCUGGAGGGCAAGCGGGUGCGUCUGGGCGAGCUGAGGAAGCAGCACUACGCCCUGGCCGGGGCCUACGACGCCGCCGAGGACGGGGAGGCGAAGCCGGCGCCAGCCCCCAGGCGAGGCAUCCUCAAGAAGCCCCCCUUGGCCCAGAAGCCCGGCCGUGGGGAGCCCGAGCGAGAUGCCGGCCUGUGCCCGCCUCACGGGGCGAACAUCUAGUGAGGGCUGGCUGGCUUCUUCAGCAGAUCACGUUGCCUUCAUGCUGGUGUGCCUUCGUGUGAGGGGGUCUCCUCAUCACCCGGCCUGGAAAACUGGAUGUUUUUUUUUUAAAGAUGCAUAAUUUUUUCUUUUUCUUCACUUGAUUGCUAUCCAUAGAGCAGGGGGGCUUGGGUAACGUGGGACGCCCUCCUCCUCCUCCUGGCCUGCCAACCAGCUCUCCCCAUUUAAUUUAAUUUGGGGUUCAUUUGGGUUAAAAUUUUUUUUAAAAAACUUUAUCAGCACUAGAAGUUUUCAGUAAAUGUAGCUCUCUACUGUACUGCUCAGACCCUUUCAAAGAACUGUGAACUGUUUUUUAAAGUAGGAAACUGUUGGGCUUUUCUUGCAACCGUUUUUUAAAUUCCCCUUUUUCAUCCUGAGGAAUAAUUUGACUUUGUUUCAGCCUGGAAUUGGCCCUCAGUGGAGAAGGAGACAUUAGCCUUAACCAGCGUGAGGAGCAGGGCUUUUGUAAGGGAAAAAGCAGUUACUGGCACACACUGGCAAUAAGGAUAAAAAAAUUUUUUUUUUUUUCCUUUUUCUAUUUUUUAUUACUACAGCAACAUCAGGGGAUCAGUUGCAUUGUUUUAUAUUUUAAAUAAUUAGCAGAAUUAAAUCUAACCGUGGCCUAUGGGAGCCAGGGGAUAGAGAAAUCUGCGGCAAUAAGGAAUUACUGAUGUGGAGAGAUGUGGGAGCAGAAUGAAAAUCCUGUCAGCUGUAUCUUCCCUUGGAGCUACUACCACGAUGUAGAUUAUUAAAGAAGCAAUAUUUAAAAUACAUGUUGCAGUGUCUGGUCAGCUUGGUGGUGGUGAGGGGGCCAGUGCUGUGGUGCAGGGUUCUGCUGGUUGAAGCAAGCCUGCCCUGAUUUCCAGGGUGGCAAAAGGCAAUGAAGUGCCUCAAAGAAGAUGGCUAAAGCCCAGGAGCAGAGUGGGGUGUGCGAGAUGCUGAUGUAUGAUGCAGCCCUGCACCCACUGUCUGCCUGUAUCUAGGUGUACAUGUGCAUAAACAGAUCUAUUGAUAGAGUCAUGUCUAUCUGUGUAGCAGUACAUCUAUAUGUAUUUUUUA